This is a messenger RNA of Amborella trichopoda, 3533 nucleotides long. It is a transcript of the gene NPGR1, whose product is annotated as no pollen germination related 1. The record is from RefSeq and is a predicted model, not a curated record. NCBI's taxonomy places the organism in Eukaryota, Viridiplantae, Streptophyta, Magnoliopsida, Amborellales, Amborellaceae. Gene Ontology annotation, molecular function: protein binding.
AAAUGAUUUCGACUGGUUAAAUGCCACGUUCCAAACUAAUUUAAAAUUGGGGAGAAAAAAAUUCCCAUUUUUGGCAUGAAAAGGAGUCCCAAAAACUAAUUAUGGUAAAACCAGCCAAGAUGGUAAAUCAGAAACAAAUGAAGUAUUCAACAAAAAAGAAGAAGAAGCCAGUUUUGAUUGUUGUUGGAUUCAAAAUUUCUGGUUUUUACUGAUAGCUUUCUCUGUACUUCAUUUUCUACUUUGUCUCACCCUUCCCAUGUCAUAGGUGCCCAUCCCUCUCUGUCCUUUCCCUUCUUUAAAGUUGAAUUCUUUCAUUUUCUUAUUCAAAAUUUGUUUCUUUUGCCCCUCUGUUCUUGAUCAAAUCUCUCUUUCUCUCUAUACUAUUGGCUCUUUUGUCGGUUUUAUCAACGUGGAUCUUUGGGUCUUUUUCAUUUUUUUAUAGAUUUGAUUCCUGCAAAUGUACGGUUGACCAUUGGAUUUUAGUGAAUAAAUCUAUUCUUAUUAGCAAUAUUAUGUAAUUUUGGGGAUUUUGUUGUUUCAUAAAUGCUUUAAGUUUGGUUUUUUAAACGAUACAUUUGAGUGGGAAAAUUUGUUCAUCAACCGAGAAGGAAACAUGGAAGACGAUGGAGUUUUUGUUUGUGAAAUUAAUGAUCAGAAAUGGGUUUUUGGGAUUCAUAAGUAAGGCCAAGACUGGGUCUUCACCUUCUUAUUUUUUCUAUUAUAUACAGGAAUUCUGAGGAUUUCUUUGGUUUUUUGGCGAGCUUUCUGACAGGAAAAUCUGUGACUUUUCGAAAUUUGGGUCACUUGAUACUUGAUAGCAAUCACAAAUCAUGUUGUGUGCUUGUUCCGGAGAACAAUUCAAGUUCGAGGAGGUUCCACAAUCGCCAGAAUCACUUGCUACAAGGGAUUUCUCGGCGAGUGCCCUCUCUUCAAGAACAUGGGAUUGGGAUUCGAGGUUUGAAGAAAGCCAGCUUGAAGAUGUGGAAUGCACUCUUAAAGAAGCUCUCUCUCUGAAUUAUGAGGAAGCAAGGGCCUUGUUAGGACGACUUGAAUAUCAGAGAGGGAAUUUCAGUGCAGCACUUCAGGUGUUUCAGGGAAUAGACAUUAGGGGAAUUGCACCUAGAAUGAGUAAAUCUAUAGCUGAGAGACCCAAACGGAAGAAAGGGAAGUCGAAAAGUGAGCCUGCGCCUACAAAUGUUAUGUCCAUGCACUCUGUGAGCCUUCUAUUAGAGGCAAUUUUACUUAAAGCUAAGUCCUUGGAGGGUCUUGGCCGUUAUAAAGAUGCUGCAAGGGAAUGCAAAACAAUAAUCGAUACGGUGGAAUCUGCACUGCCCAAUGGGAUACCAGAUGGGUUUAUUGAUGAAUGCAAAAUGCAAGAUAUGUUUCACAAGGCCCUUGAAUCUCUCCCUAAGCUCUGGAAGCAGGCUGGCCUUAUUGAAGAAGCUAUCUUCGCUUAUCGUCGAGUACUCAUCAAGCCAUGGAAUUUAGAUCCAAUAAGUUUGGCCGCUAUACAAAGAGACUUAGCUGCAGUUCUUCUAUACAGUGGCAUUGAAGCCAGCCCACAUCCUGAUUUGCAAACCUCCUUGAAGAUCACCCCAAUGUCUAACACAGAGGAGGCAAUUUUAUUACUUUUGCUCCUUAUGACAAAGGUAGCUUCCCAAGAAAUACCUUGGGACCAAGAGAUAUUUAACCAUCUUACAUUUGCAUUAUCUGUAGCUGGGCUCUUUGAGCCUCUAUCUGAUCAUAUUGAGCAAAUUUUUCCUGGUGUUCACCAUAGAGCGGAUAGAUGGUACCUUCUUGCUCUUUGUUACAGUGCUAGAGGAGAAGACGAGGUAGCUUUGAAUUUGUUAAAGAAGAGUUUGGGUCCUAGUGAGAAGCCCAAUCACCUCCCUUCUCUUCUUCUGGCAGCAAAGCUAUGUUCCCAAAAUCCCAAACUUACUCACGAAGGAAUAAAUUUCGGCCAAAGGGCUAUUGAUUGCUCCAAAGAUGACCAUAGGCACGGUGUUGCCCACUUCUUACUUGGAGUAAAUUAUGGGAAAUAUGCUAGGCAUGGUGGGGUGUCAGAUACAGAGAGGAAGGUUUUGCAAGGUGAAAGCUUGAAAUCAUUACAAAAAGCUUUAUUGACAGAGAGACAAGAUCCAUAUGUGAUUCUUUGUCUUGGAUUGGAGAAUGCAGUCCAAAGAAACUUGACGGAAGCUUUGGAUAAUGUAACCAAAUUCCUUGAGGUGGUGGGUGGUAGUUUGGUGGAAGGAUGGAGGCUCUUGGCACUGGUUUUAUCGGCAGAACAACAGUUUAAGGAUGCUGAGACAAUAGUGGACAUUGCUUUAGACGAGACAGAGAAAGAUGAGAGCUUGAGGUUUUUGAGGUUGAAAGCAAUGCUUCAAAUCUCGGAAGGGCAACCCUCUCAGGCUAUUGAAAUAUAUAGAACCUUGCUCACUCUUGUUCAAGCUCAGAGGGAAAAAACUCCUUGGAAAACUGAUAUGGAAGUAGGUUUUGGCAAAAAUUUCGAAAUGAAAGCAUGGCAUGAUUUGGCAGGCAUUUAUACAAGACUUGGGAUGUUCUCUGAUGCAUGUGUUUGUGUGGAUAAAGCAAAAUCCAUCAGCUUCUAUUCACCCAUGAAUUGGCACGCCACAGGCGAGCUUUUUGAUUCCCAGUCACUACAUGGAGAGGCCCUAAUAGCCUUUUCAAUCGCUCUAUCCAUUGAUCCUGACCAUGUUCCUAGCAUGAUCUCCAUGGCCAAAGCACUGAGACAGCAUGGAAAGAAGUCACUUGCCAUUGCUAGAAGUUUCUUGAUGAACGCUUUAAGAUUGCAACCCACUAACCAUGAAGCUUGGUUGAACCUUGGUAUAGUCUCAAAGAUGGAAGGUUCACUUCAGCAAGCUGCUGAUUGUUUCCAGGCCUCAUAUGAGCUAAAACUGUUGGCACCAGUGCAAGACUUUGACUGACUGAUUGAUGUCUUUUUUGGGUUUAUUCAGGUUCUUUUGAUAUAUUACAGAGCUUUGCUUCUUACAGACCUAUCUUGGUGUAUUAUGUGAAAUGAUAUCAACAAAUCACUAAGUAAGUUAUUAAACAAAUAGCAAGUGAAAUAAGCUUAUGAGUGUACUGGUUUGGAUGAUCAGCCCGCAAUGACAGAUGGGUUCAAUGUAACUUUUAUGUAGGUUUACGUUGAUUGAUGGAUGACCCCUUUCUGGUCAGUAAUAUGACAUGGAUUCUGUAAAUUUGGUGGGCUUCAAGCCAAUUGCAACUGAAACAAAGAUUCAGUGUGCUUGUUCAGAAGACUACCCCACUAUGAUAAAUGAGUUCUUCAUAAACUCAAAUGUGGGUUUAGUUGAGUUUCUCUUACGUCAAUCGUUGUUCGGGCUCGUUGGUUGAAACGUACAAAUUCAACAGCUCAAGACGAGCAUGUAAAAUUUUGUCACUGCAGAUUUUAUGGAACUUGGAGCCUUGUUAGAGUCUCAUUGCCAUCUGUAUAAUUUCAUAUUGUAGCAUGCAUUAUAUAUGUUGAAAAUAUACGCGGAAGCUUUAUUUGUUGA